Messenger RNA from Morus notabilis, 4688 nucleotides. RefSeq lists its product as uncharacterized. The record is from RefSeq and is a predicted model, not a curated record. Gene Ontology annotation, cellular component: extrinsic component of membrane. NCBI's taxonomy places the organism in Eukaryota, Viridiplantae, Streptophyta, Magnoliopsida, Rosales, Moraceae. Gene Ontology annotation, biological process: protein targeting to vacuole; protein retention in Golgi apparatus. The transcript is spliced from 28 exons. The coding region runs from base 1 to 4671 and encodes 1556 amino acids.
AUGACUGUGCUGUCGCCUUUGUUGAUGGGAUUCCAGACUUGUGAUGUUGGAAACACAGAUAGCCAUCCUUUAGAGGAUUCUAGAACUAGUGAGCAAGAUAACACAUCUUUAGUUGAAGGUAGAACUUCUGUACAAUGCGGAAAGCUCCCCUGCAUUGAUAUUAUGUUUGACAAAAUUUCUUUGACCAUUGUCCACGAAAUCUCUGAUACAAGUGAUGUGUUCCCUCUCCUUCGUGUUUCUGUCGAUAAUACCCAACUUAUAAUACAAGUUCUCUCAACCAAGACCAGGGUCAUAAGCUCAUCAGCGGCAGUGAUAUAUUACUUUGACUCCCAAAGGAACCUGUGGGAAGAACUUCUCCAUCCAGUUGAAAUCUUCCUUUUCUACCGUUCUAACUUCCAUAUCCAGGGUUCAGAAGCUAAUUUUCAUGGAGUGCCUGUUCAUAUCCAUUGCAGAACAAAAGAGUUGAACAUGUCCCUUUCUGAGCUUUCAUUGGACAUACUCCUUUUUGUGAUUGGGAAGUUAAAUUUAGCUGGUCCUUAUUCAUUGAAGAGCUCCAGGAUUCUGGUCAACCGUUGCAAGGUGGAGAACCAAACAGGCGUAAACCUUCUUUGUCACUUCUUCAAUAAGCAAAGUAUGAAAAUAGCGAGAAAGCAGUCUACUUCCAUAGUUUUUAGGUACUCAGACUUGGCAAAACAACCUGCAGAAAAUGCAUCUUUUUCAUUUCAACUUGCUGUUCCAGGAUCUUUUACGACUUUCCCAAUUUCUCUCUCUCUCUUGCAAGCUCAAAAACUUGCUUGGAGAGCACGUAUCAUGUCAUCUCAAGAUUCAAGAACUUAUCCUGGGCCAUUUGUUGUUGUUGACAUUUCAAGAGAAUCUGAGGAUGGGUUAUCAGUUAUCGUUUCUCCUCUGAUUAGAAUACACAAUGAAACUAAAUUCUCCAUGGAACUGCAAUUUCGACGACCUCAUCAGAAGGAAGAUGAGUUUGCUUCGUUGGUGCUAAAACCAGGGGAUACAAUUGACGAUUCAAUGGCAAUGUUUGGCGCCUUACAUUUGUCUGGUGGAAUGAAGAAGGCAUUGACAUCUUUAAGUCUUGGUAACUUCUUAUUAUCUUUUAGACCCGACACUACAGAAGGCUUGAUGAAUUCGAAGAGUGCACUUUCAGCGGAAUGGUCCCAUGAUCUUAAAGGUGGAAAGGCAGUUAGACUCUCUGGAAUAUUUGAUAAACUAGGCUACAAAGUUCGAAAGGCUUUGCUUAAUGAAUCAGUGAAAUGCUCCUUCAGCACUGCCCAAUGUAGCUUCAAAUCUGAAGGUUCUCAUAUUGAUGAUAUCCAUUUUCUGAUACAAAGCAUUGCCAGAGAUGUGCCUAUUGUACAACCUAAUGACUCCAAAGAGGGGUUUGAGUAUAGCACUUCGCCAGUAACCUUACAAGAACAGAAGGAAAUAUUUAUUCUGCCGACUGUAAAGGUGUCCAACUUAUUACAGUCGGAGAUACAUGUAAUUCUAAGUGAGAUGGAUGCGUGUUCCAAAGUUGGCUGGGAUAACACUGGGAAUCAGGCAAUAAUAUCAUGUGGUUCCUCGGUGGAUUUUUAUGUCAAUCCUUCCGUUAUCUACUUUACUGUUACAUUAACUCCUUAUAAUUCGAGCUGCAAACCACUGAAAAGCAGUGAUUGGGAGAAGAAGUUACAAAGGCAGAAAAGUGAAGUCCACCAUCUGGAUAUUGAUUUGGAAUUUGGUAAUAAAGAUUAUUUUGCUUCCUUGAGAUUGUCUCGUGGGCUCAAAGGCAUAUUGGAGGCUACUGUUUUCACAUCCUAUGCUUUGAAAAAUGAUACAGAUUUUUCCCUUUAUUUCUUUGCCCCAAAUAGGAAGCCCUUGACUAGGCAUGAAUUGGAGGAGUUGGGUUACAGCAUUCCUCCUGAGUUAGGAGCACUUCUGCCUCCAAUGUCAACCAGAUCUUGGUUCUUGAAAUCCAACAAGGUGUGCCUCAAACUGCUGGAAGAUAGUGCAUCGGAGGCGUCGAUUGACUUGGAUGCCUUGUCAGGCCUUACAGAGUUAAGCUUGGAAAUAGAGGAAAGCAUUGGAGUAAAAUCUAUUACAAAGCUUGGGGUUUCUAUGGGCCCACCAUUGAGUACAAUAGUUGUGCCAUCACAAUUAGUAACUAUGGUUCCGCGAUAUGUUGUAGCUAAUGAAUCAGAGGGAACUAUUAGCAUUCGCCAAUAUUAUUUACAGGAUGACACAGCAGGGAAUAUUAUUGUAAACAGUAAACAAAAGAUAACACUACAGCUGUGGAAUGCGAUGAGCAAGAGAAGAGAAUUCAGUUUCUUUGAGACUUUAAUAAGAAAGCAUGGAAAAGCUAAUGACGAUGCAUUAGUUUAUAUCCAAUUUCGACCAAAUGAGCCUGAAUUAAGUUGGUCAGGGCCAGUAUGCAUUGCUUCUUUAGGACGCUUUUUCAUCAAAUUUAGAAAGCAACAAUCAGGUGAAGUUGCAUCACCGGAGGAAUUCGCUGCAGUCCACAUUGUAGAAGAAGGUUCUACACUUGUUUUGCACUACCAUAGACCUCCAAAUAUCAAUCUUCCAUAUCGGAUAGAGAACUGCUUGCAUGAUGUAUCUAUAACCUAUUACCAAAAGGAUUCGUCAGAAGAGCCAGAGGUUCUUGGAUCUGAAAGUAGUGCUGAUUAUGUAUGGGAUGAUUUGACACUUCCACAUAAAUUGGUUGUUCGAAUUAAUGAUAGUCAUUCGCUCCGUGAGAUCAACUUGGAUAAGGUGCGGGGAUGGAAGCCUUUCUACAAGUUUGGGCAACAUAGGGGGUUGGCUUAUCAUAUUCUUUCAAAUAAAAGAUCACAAAUGCAGAUGUCAAAUGUUGAACUUAAUAGCAUGGAGAUGGUAAAAGUAGGGUAUGAAGUAUAUGCAGAUGGGCCUACCAGAGUUCUGCGGUUUUGUGAAAUUGCUAAAAGCCAUAAGAGAGAAACAGUGUACCAGUCAUGUGAGAAAAUUGAAAUGAGGGUUCCUCAAUUAACAAUCGAGCUACUUGAACAAGGGAAGCAGGGUGGAAACGAGUGGGAGGCAUCUCUUUAUACACCCAUUGUUGCUGCAAGAUUGGGAAAUUUUUGUCUAGAUUCUCUGUUUACUGAUCAGCAGAAAUAUAACUUGAUCAAUUUAGAGUCUUUGACUUUGGAGCAGAAGUGGGUUGGAGCUCCUUUUGCAGCUAUGCUUCGAAGACAUCAAGCAGGCCAUACAGAAGCAAAUGAUUGCAUUCUUAGAAUUGUCUGUGUUAUGCUGUCAACCAGUUCUGAUGUUACACAAAUUCAAUACUCUUCUAUAGCUCUCCAGCCCGUUGCUUUAAAUCUUGAUGAGGAGACACUGAUGAAAGUGGUCCCCUUUUGGAGGACAUCUCUUAGUGAUUCAGUGAGUCGUCAGUAUUACUUUGAUCACUUCGAGAUCCAGCCAAUAAAGAUUAUUGCAAACUUUCUUCCUGGGGAAUCAUAUUCAAGUUAUAGCUCAGCCCAGGAGACACUGAGGUCUUUUCUGCACAGUGUCAUAAAGGUGCCUCCAAUAGACAACAUGGUUGUCGAGCUGAAUGGUGUCUUGGUUACUCAUGCUUUAAUAACAAUGCGGGAACUGUGUAUCAGAUGUGCAAAACAUUACUCAUGGUACGCCAUGAGGGCUAUCUAUAUUGCAAAGGGAAGCCCAUUGCUGCCACCAGAUUUUGUGUCCAUGUUUGAUGACUUGGCUUCCUCCUCCCUUGAUGCCUUCUUUGAUCCCUCCCGUGUGUUGACGAAUCUUCCAGGUCUCACUUUAGGUACUCUUAAAUUCGUCAGCAAAUGUAUUGGUCGUAAAGGAUUCUCAGGAACAAAACGAUACUUCGGUGAUCUAGGAAAAUCGUUGCAGACAGCGGGAUCUAAUGUGCUUUUCGCUGCAAUCUCUGAAAUAUCAGAUUCUGUUCUGAAGGGAGCAGAAGCAAGUGGUUUUAAUGGAAUGGUGAUUGGGUUUCAUCAAGGAAUACUGAAAUUGGCUAUGGAGCCUUCAUUGCUGGGGACUGCUUUGAUGGAAGGUGGCCCAGAUAGAAAGAUUAAACUAGAUCGAAGUCCUGGGGUUGAUGAGUUAUACGUUGAAGGAUACCUGCAAGCAAUGUUGGACACACUGUACAGACAAGAAUAUCUGAGGGUCAGGGUCAUUGACAAUCAGGUUUACCUCAAAAAUCUACCCCCAAACAAUACUCUUAUAGAGGAGAUCGUGGAUCGUGUGAAGGGCUUCCUCGUGAGCAAGGCAUUAUUAAAGGGAGAUCCCUCCAGAACUUCUCACCCCUUACGUCAUCUUCGAGGAGAAAGUGAGUGGAAACUUGGACCAACUUUACUGACAUUAUGUGAGCACCUUUUUGUGAGUUUCGCCAUUCGCAUGCUUAGGAAGCAAGCUAACAGGUUCAUAGCCGGCAUCAAGUGGAAGAAAGAUUUGGUCGGCGACGAUCAGAAAGCGAUUACUCCGACAACUGCAGACAGCCCCGAAGAGGAUCAGAAGGUUAGGUUCAUCUGGAGAAUGGGAAUUGGAAAGUUUGUGUUGUCAGGCAUUGUAGCAUAUGUAGAUGGACGUUUAUGUCGUUGUAUUCCUAACCCCAUAGCUCGACGCAUUGUAAGUGGUUUCUUGUUGACUUUUCUUGACAAACGUAGCGAUGAGUAGACUUUUUUUUUUUUUUU